AUGCCAUCACCAAAGUACAAAGAGACCGUUGAGUCGCUCAAGAGCGGUUAUCGUUAUUUCGAGAAGCAAACUAGGAGGGGUCACACGGAUCGUUCCUUUGUUCAACGGUACUAUAAAGCUAUCGCCGACGGAUUGGUGCGUCAAGACGAUACCAUAUUUCCCCUAGCAGCGAGCCUCCUAGAGCAAGAGAUCCGAAACCCUACAAAAAAGAGACUGCGGGCUGAGCAGGACGAAGACAACACACGUCCAGCAAAGAAGAGGCAGAAGCACGAUAAGAAGACUCGCAAGGCUCGCAAGACGAAGAGGGCCCCUACUGCCGCCGCCGAGCCCGCCGCUGAGUCCGUUGCUGAGUCCGCCAGCAAAUCCGACUUGCCAGCCACCACUCCUAAGGCGAAGAAGAGUUGCAAGGCGAAGAGGACCCACACAGCCGCCGCCGAGUCUGUUGCCGAGUCUGUCGCUGAGUCCACCAGCGAAUCUGACUUGCCAGCCACCACUCCCAAGUCGAAGAAGACUCGUAAAACCAAGAAGACUCGCAAGGCGAAGAGGGCCCCCACUGCCUCCCCCGAGCCCGCCACCGAGUCCGCCAACGAGUCCGCCAACGAGCUAGACCUUCCAGCCACCACAUCGAAAGCGAAGAAGACUCCCAAGACCAAGAAAAUUCGCAAGGCGAAGAGGACCCUCACUGCCGCCCCCGGGUCCGCCACCGAAUCCGACAGCACCUCAUCCAACAACACCGCAUCCGAUUUCAGCUCCAACAAAAAAAAAGAACCGUACGUCGACGGCCGCCAAACAAUUCGCGGCCAAAGUUCAAAGCCUGUAGAGCCUGCCAAAUCCUGCAUCGAGGCCAGCCAACUCACCGGUGUUCCGUAA
Molecule: messenger RNA, 870 nt
Organism: Dothidotthia symphoricarpi CBS 119687
Lineage: Eukaryota; Fungi; Ascomycota; Dothideomycetes; Pleosporales; Dothidotthiaceae
Exons: 2
Coding region: 1-870 (289 amino acids)
Source: RefSeq, a predicted model, not a curated record